Zea mays is the source of this 3656-nucleotide messenger RNA. RefSeq lists its product as uncharacterized. Gene Ontology annotation, biological process: RNA modification. The transcript has a single exon. Lineage: Eukaryota; Viridiplantae; Streptophyta; Magnoliopsida; Poales; Poaceae. Gene Ontology annotation, molecular function: protein binding; RNA binding. The record is from RefSeq and is marked validated. The coding region runs from base 71 to 2176 and encodes 701 amino acids.
UCGUCCAAGAUUGGACCCUGUACCCGGCCGCAGAACUCCGCGCCCGUCGGCGACAUCCUCCUCCCUCCCAAUGCUUCGCCGGCGCCGGCGUGUCAUCCCUCUCCUCGUCCGGUGCUCGCAGCUCCGCCGCCAAAGCACCGUCUCCAGGUACCGUCCGCUUCCGCGGCGACGAGCCCGUGGAGACACCCGCUACACCAGCAACGACGACACCCUCACCCUCGGCCUCGCGCGGCGGAGGCGCGACGCCACCGGCAACGCUGCUCUCCGCUGCCACGGUACCGUCGCGGAGCCCUCUACCCCGCCGUGGCAGCGCGACGCCCAAGACGACGUGUGCUCGACGACCGGCCACGACCCCAGGCCGCAGCACGGCGCCGCGGCCGCUCGUGCCGUGCUCGAUGACGACGAGACGCCUGGCGCUGACGCCUACGCCGCCAUGGUCGCCAGCCGACUCAGGGAGCGCGACCUGACGCGCGCGGAGGCGCUCUUCGGCGCGGCGCCCGCGGCUGCCCGGGGGCUGUAUCUGGAUACCGCCAUGCUCGACGGGUACGCCAAGGCCGGCCGCGUCGAUCGCGCGCGCGAGCUGUUCGACGCGAUGCCGGUGAAGAACGUCGUCACUUGGACCUCUAUGGUUUCCGGGUACUUCCGCGCCGGCCGCGUUCAGGAGGCGCGGGAGCUGUUUGACGUCAUGCCUGAACGGAAUGACUAUUCGUGGACGACGGUGGUGCAGGGGUACGCGCGCAAUGGGAUGCUCAGGGAGGCGAGGGAGAUGUUUGAUCGGAUGCCUCAGAGGAAUGUGGUCGCUUGGACGGCCAUGGUUAAGGCCUACGUUGACUGUGGGCAGAUUCAGCAGGCGUGGGAAUUGUUUGAUAUGAUGCCUGAGAGGAACUCGUAUUCCUGGAAUGCCAUGAUUUCUGGUUUUCUCAGCAUUGGGAAAGUGGCUGAAGCAGUUCAGUUGUUUGAGAGGAUGCCACACAGACACAAGAAUGUGGUUUCUUGGACUACAAUGGUCGCUGGCUUGGCAAAUAAUGGACUUGCUUGCAGGGCAAGAGAGUUCUUUGAUCGGAUGCCAGCGAAGGACACUGCGGCAUGGAAUGCCAUUAUCACCGUUUAUGCCAACAAUGGCCAGCUGAAUGAGGCGCAGAGAUUAUUUGAUUCAAUGCUUGCAAAAGACCUGGUGACCUGGAGUACCAUCAUUGAGGCAUAUUCGAAGAAUGAGCGUAAGCAUGAAGCCUUAAACAUGUUUCUACUUAUGCGCCAUUCAGCAGUGUCUCCUAACAUUAGAACAUUAAUUAGUAUCCUGGUUAUAUCUGAGAGCACAGUCGAAGUUAAGCAAAUUCACGGGUUGGUCAUUGCACUUGGAUUCCUGUCAGAAACUUCCUUAGGAAAUGCUCUGCUCACAAUGUAUUCAAGAAGUGGAGAUCUGAUGUCUGCCUGGUUUGCCUUCAAAAGGUUGGAACAGAAGGAUGCCAUAACAUGGACGUCGAUAGUGCAAGCUUUUGCAGACCAUGGCUGUGGUUACCAUGCCUUACUGGGGUUUGCUCAGAUGCUGAGACAUGGGUAUAAACCAAGUUCGACUACCUUCACUGCUGUGCUGUCUGCUUGUAGGCAUGUGGGGUUGGUUGGGAAAGGUCGCAAGAUGUUUAAAUCCAUCUACCAUGUUUAUGGAUUGGAACCAACCAUUGAGCACUAUUCUUGUCUUGUGGACCUUCUAGGUCGAGCAGGGUAUGUAAGGGAAGCCAAGGAACUUGUCGAUGGUAUGCAGCAGGGUAUGCGCGAUGAGGCCAUUCUUGCGACGCUCCUGGGAGCCUGUGUGGUGCAUAAUGAGGUAGAGGUAGCAAGAGAAGUGGGUGAGGAUCUUGUCAGAUUUGACCCCUCUGGUACCGGAGGCUACAGGCUCCUGGCCAAUGUAUUUGCAUCGCAUGGAAUGUGGGAUGAAACAGCAAAUGUGUGGAAGGUCAUGAGGGGCAGUAAGGCAAAGAGGACUCCUGGUUUUAGUCAGAUUGAGGUGAACAUGAGGAAUCAUGUGUUCUACUCAAGGGAUCAAGAGCAUCCACAAUGUGCUGAAAUAUAUGAGAUGCUGAUUGACACAAUUGCUCCUCAGAUGAAGGGUUCAUCAUGCGUGGGACUCUGGGAACUGACCCUCUUGUCCGAUCCACGCGAAUCGACUGCCUGGUGACCUUGGUUGCCUCAUUGCCUGGGCUUGCUUGUCAAGUGUAAAAGAGAUGCGACCAAUGCUGCAGCAUCCAUUUACCAACAAUAGUGAUGAUAACGAUGCUGGACCUGUGGGUCAUGUUCGGUGCUCAUUGUUGAUAUUGUGGAAGAAACCAGCAGAACUUCUUUUUGGAUAUCGAAGGGCUCAGCAAGAAACUCAAUUCUUCAAUUAUUAUUUCCCCUUGCAGAAUUGCAAUAAUGUUGAGCAUCUUGUUUGUAGAGAGCAGCGAGCAGUGUGCCUUGUCAGCACCUAUAGCUUGAAAAAUUAUGGUAAUCCUGCUAGGACAUAAUGAUUAAUGAAGCUCCCGGGCCUUGAAAGGAAACUGUUUAUCCAAGGUUUGUCUUGUCAGAUGAAGUGAGCAUUGUUCUCUCCUUGGCCUACCACAACUGGAUGCAGAUACAGCGAGAUAUUGAAGGGGGUGUGGUAGCAACAAUUUUAGCGUCGAUGGGGGUGUCAAAUAUAUUAGAGAUGCAUAUAUAAAUGUGUCCCUAUCAUGUCCACAAAUGGUGACAAGGCCGGCUCGUGCUCCUAAACUCGGUUGCCGAAGGAGGAUGUGUUGUACAACAUCGUCGCCUCCAAUUGACCACCCACACAUCUCUUUUCUCGAUCGUCAUUCUUUCCCGACACCAAAUGUCGAGCAUGAUGGAGGCAUUGGAGCACACGUGCGCGAUGGUGGCGUUGGAGCCCAGGCGUGUGGCGGCAGCGGUGGCCCUGCUCCUAUUCAGAUUAAGCCACACGAGAUUGAUUGCUGCUGAAGGGAGGCCUCCCCAGUUGAAUCCACAUCCAUAUGCAGAGUACACAGCCGCAUCCGGAGGUAGCUAGGUACCGGCAUCCGGCACCCACUAUCGCAGGUGCCACCACAGCCUCCUGUUUUCAUGAACGUAAAUGCCAUUUAGGGACUGAAUCAGCCGCCACCAGGUCAUGGGGCAAGAUUGGAGGACUGCCACAUGUGCUUGAAGGCAUUGUUGCCUCACGCCCACUCUGAUCUGCUGGUGAAUGAGUAUGGCAAUGAAGUGCACGGAGGAGCUGCUCCUUCCCUAUAUUUAUGGAUCUAUGCUUGUUGUUUUUCUAGCUUUGAACCACGACUUAUGAUUUCAAAACUCCUGGGAUCUGCUCUAGUAGCAUAUUGGCCUUGUUCUGUGUUUCAGGGAAGCAAGAGAAGGUCACUUUUUUGUUCUGUUGGUCUACUGUAACUACAAUCUGUUCAGUUCAGCUUUCUGAAAGUAUUUGGUCUGUGUUAUGUAAAUGAAGUUUUCUAGUCCAUCCUAUGUACAAGUUUUAAAUUUGCUGGUUGUUAUUGUCAUGAAAAAAAUGAUCUGCUGCCAUUGGUGCAUUGGUCAGUGUCCUUCCUCUGCCAAUUGGGAAAAUAGUGCCACGCAGAGUAGACAAGUAUCAGGUCAUUUUGUUGUGGAAGUGAAACAGAUUUAUGAAUGGUAUGUUCCUU